Micropterus salmoides (largemouth bass) is the source of this 3481-nucleotide messenger RNA. RefSeq names its product ATPase Na+/K+ transporting subunit alpha 2a (gene atp1a2a). Gene Ontology annotation, molecular function: ATP binding; P-type sodium:potassium-exchanging transporter activity; ATP hydrolysis activity. The transcript is spliced from 24 exons. The record is from RefSeq and is a predicted model, not a curated record. Bases 78 to 3107 code for a protein of 1009 amino acids. Gene Ontology annotation, cellular component: membrane. Lineage: Eukaryota; Metazoa; Chordata; Actinopteri; Centrarchiformes; Centrarchidae. Gene Ontology annotation, biological process: sodium ion export across plasma membrane; proton transmembrane transport; intracellular potassium ion homeostasis.
GGGUGGGGGCGGGAGGUCUCAGCUGUGGCGGGGCCCCUGAGUGCUGUCCUUCACAUUAUAACCUGUCGACAUCCAGCAUGGGCAAAGGGUGUGGCGCCGAGAAUGGGGGGAAGCGGAAGAAGGACAGGGACUUGGAUGAGCUGAAAAAGGAGGUGGCCUAUGACGAUCACAGAAUCGCCUUGGAAGACCUGGGAAAACGCUAUGGAGUGGACCUCGCUCGGGGCCUGAGCAACGCCAGAGCUGCAGAGAUUCUGGCCAGGGACGGUCCAAAUGCCUUGACCCCUCCCCCCACCACCCCAGAGUGGGUCAAGUUCUGCCGUCAGCUGUUCGGCGGCUUCUCCAUCCUGCUCUGGAUCGGUGCCAUCCUCUGCUUCCUGGCCUACAGCAUCCAGGUGGCCACAGAGGACGAGGCGCCCAAUGACAAUUUGUAUCUGGGCGUGGUGCUGGCAGCCGUGGUCAUCGUCACCGGGUGUUUCUCAUACUUCCAAGAGGCCAAGAGCUCCCGAAUCAUGGACUCCUUCAAGAAAAUGGUGCCACAGCAAGCGUUGGUGAUCCGGGAGGGGGAGAAGAUGCAGAUCAAUGCUGAGCUUGUGGUGCAGGGAGAUGUGGUGGAGAUCAGAGGGGGAGACCGCAUCCCAGCUGACCUUCGAGUGAUCUCCUCCAGCGGAUGCAAGGUGGACAACUCCUCUCUGACGGGAGAAUCGGAGCCUCAGACUCGCUCCCCAGAGUUCACGCACGACAAUCCUCUGGAGACCCGGAACAUCUGUUUCUUUUCUACCAACUGUGCUGAAGGUACGGCACAGGGCGUCGUUAUAGCUACUGGUGACCGAACAGUGAUGGGUCGCAUCGCCACGCUGGCGUCAGAGCUUCAAGUCCGCCGUACGCCCAUCAACAUAGAGAUCGAACAUUUCAUCCACAUCAUCACGGGCGUGGCUGUCUUCCUGGGCAUUAGCUUCUUCAUCCUGUCACUGGUUCUGGGCUACACCUGGCUGGAGGCCGUCAUCUUCCUCAUUGGCAUCAUCGUGGCGAACGUGCCUGAGGGACUGCUGGCUACUGUCACUGUGUGUCUGACUCUCACUGCCAAGCGAAUGGCCAAGAAGAACUGUUUGGUGAAGAACCUGGAGGCCGUAGAGACUCUCGGCUCCACCUCCACCAUCUGCUCCGACAAGACGGGCACGCUGACCCAGAACCGCAUGACCGUGGCCCACAUGUGGUUCGACAACCAGAUCCACGAUGCUGACACCACCGAGGACCAGACUGGUUAUGGUUUUGACAAGAGCUCUGCUACUUGGAUUGCUCUGUCUCGCGUGGCCGCCCUGUGCAACAGAGCUGUUUUCAAAGCUGGACAGGAGGAUCUUCCCAUUGUGAUGAGGGAGACAGCGGGAGACGCAUCAGAGUCAGCUCUGUUAAAAUCCAUCGAGCUGUGCUGCGGGAAUGUUCGUGAGAUGAGAGCCAGAAACCUCAAAGUGGCAGAGAUCCCCUUCAACUCCAUCAACAAGUACCAGCUCUCCGUCCAUGAGUUGGAGGAUAAUCCCUCUGGUCAUAUUCUGGUCAUGAAGGGAGCGCCAGAGAGAAUCUUGGAGAGGUGCAGUACCAUUAUGAUCCAUGGCCAGGAGCAUCCACUUGAUGGAGACUGGAGAGACGCUUUCCAGGACGCCUACAUGGAGCUGGGAGGAUUGGGAGAGAGAGUGCUCGGCUUCUGCCACUUGAAUCUUUCUUCAUCCCAGUUCCCUCGAGGAUUCACCUUCGACUGCGACGACAUGAACUUCCCCGUCGAGCAGCUCUGCUUCCUGGGCCUCAUCUCCAUGAUUGAUCCGCCGCGUGCCGCUGUGCCCGACGCAGUGGGUAAAUGCCGCUCUGCUGGUAUCAAGGUGAUCAUGGUAACAGGGGACCAUCCAAUUACAGCCAAGGCCAUCGCUAAAGGUGUGGGCAUCAUCUCUGAGGGCAACGAGACGGUUGAGGACAUCGCUGAGAGACUGAACAUCCCUCUGAGCCAAGUUAACCCCAGGGAUGCCAAGGCUUGUGUGGUGCACGGCUCGGACCUAAAGGACAUGAGCGCCGAGUACCUGGACGACCUGCUGAGGAACCACACUGAGAUAGUGUUCGCUCGCACCUCCCCACAGCAGAAGCUCAUCAUAGUGGAGGGCUGCCAGAGACAGGGGGCGAUCGUGGCUGUGACAGGCGACGGUGUGAACGACUCUCCAGCCCUGAAGAAAGCCGACAUCGGCGUUGCCAUGGGGAUCGCCGGCUCUGAUGUGUCCAAGCAGGCGGCUGACAUGAUCCUGCUGGACGACAACUUUGCCUCAAUCGUCACCGGAGUAGAGGAGGGUCGUCUCAUCUUUGAUAACUUGAAGAAGUCCAUUGCAUAUACACUGACCAGUAACAUCCCAGAGAUCUCGCCCUUCCUCCUCUUCAUCAUUGCUAGCGUUCCUCUUCCGCUGGGAACAGUCACCAUCCUCUGCAUCGACCUGGGCACUGACAUGGUUCCAGCCAUCUCAUUAGCUUAUGAGACAGCUGAGAGUGACAUCAUGAAACGCCAACCAAGGAACCCCAGAUCAGACAAGCUGGUCAAUGAACGCCUCAUCAGCAUGGCCUACGGACAGAUAGGGAUGAUGCAGGCCCUUGGUGGUUUUUUCACCUACUUUGUGAUUUUGGCUGAGAACGGCUUUCUCCCGAAGACCCUGCUGGGCAUCCGUAUCAUGUGGGACGAUCGCGAAGUCAAUGACCUAGAGGACACCUAUGGGCAGCAGUGGACCUAUGAGCAGAGAAAGAUCAUUGAAUUCACCUGCCACACCAGCUUCUUUGCCAGCAUCGUGGUUGUCCAGUGGGCCGAUCUAAUCAUCUGCAAGACCAGGAGGAACUCCCUCUUUAAGCAGGGCAUGAGGAACCGGAUCCUGAUCUUCGGCCUGUUUGUUGAGACUGCUUUGGCUGCCUUCCUCUCCUACUGCCCUGGAAUGGACGUUGCCUUGCGGAUGUACCCUCUGAAGCCCCUGUGGUGGUUCUGUGCCUUCCCAUACAGUCUUCUCAUCUUCAUUUAUGAUGAAGUCCGUAAAUUAAUUCUGAGGAGAUGCCCCGGAGGUUGGGUGGAGCAGGAGACAUAUUAUUAACAUUCAGAAAAUGUCUGUUUGAAUUGUGUGUCUGUGAGACUGUGUCUGUGUGUGUGUGUGUGUGUGUGUGUGUGUUUGUUUGCGUGUGCUUGUGAGGGUUGAACUGUGUGUCUGUCACAGUUGUAAUAUUGCAUGGAUCAGUUCACAACUCUGAUUAUCAUAAAAAUACAGCUGAAAAUAGGCUUUUGAUUGUGCUUUGAGUUUUUCCUUUUUGUUUUCUCAGAAAACAUUUCCAGCAGAACAAUGGUAAUGUGUACUUAUGUGCCUUACAUAAACUGUUACCAAAGUGAUGUAUCAUGGCCUGUUUGGCUAUAGAGGAAUGCCAAAUGUCGCUCAUCAUGUGAAAUGUACCAAAUAAAACAUAUUCCAAAAUA